UCAGGUGACAAUAUAUUUGGCUCAGACUCUAAAGAUGCUGCACAAUCACUGAAUGCUGCAUUUGAACCUGCUGUCAAACUCAAGCUUCCAUGGGCUGCAGUAAUUGGCAACCAUGACCAGGAGGGCACCCUCUCCCGCGAAGCUGUAAUGCGACACAUUGUCGGAAUGAAUCACACUCUUUCGCAAUUUAAUCCUACCGGAAUAGACAUUGAUGGCUUCGGAAAUUAUAACUUAGAGGUCGGUGGCGCUGAGGGUUCCGCGCUCGCAAACAACUCAGUUCUCAACCUUUAUUUCCUCGACAGUGGCGAUUAUUCCACCGUCCCUUCAAUUCCAGGUUACGGCUGGAUCAAGCCCUCUCAACAACUCUGGUUCCAGAAGACCUCUUCUCACCUUCAGAAGGAGUACAUGAGACGAGCUUUGCAGCAGAAACAUCCAGCACCUGGUCUAGCCUAUUUCCACAUACCUCUACCCGAGUUCAGCAGCUUCGAUACGGCGAAUUUCACCGGAGUAAAACAGGAAGGGAUCAGCUCUGCCUCCAUUAACUCCGGCUUCUUCGCAACGAUGGUGGAGGCCGGAGAUGUUAAAGCCGUGUUCACCGGGCAUGAUCAUCUCAACGAUUUCUGCGGAAAGCUUAUGGGAAUUGAGCUUUGCUAUGCAGGUGGAUUUGGAUACCAUGCGUAUGGGAAAGCGGGGUGGUCGAGGAGGGCGAGAGUGGUUUCCGCAUUUCUCGAGAAGAGUUCGAGUGGCCAGGAGUGGGGGGGAGUGAAGUCGAUCAAGACGUGGAAGCGGCUCGACGAUGAACAACUCUCUAGGAUUGACACACAGGUCUUGUGGAUAAAGGGUUCUUUAGGGAGAAGAAGGAAGAGCACUGUUCCAAAUGAAGCAGAUUGAAUAUGAUGCCUCUAUUUCUACUAUUGUGUGAUGAAGAAAAAUCAUCUCUGUAUUUUUCAAAGUAAUGCUGCUGGUUCAUAAAUGGCUGCUAUUUCUUGAGUAUUUGUGAAAAUGUUAGAUUGUCUUGUACUGUAGCAUAAGUUUGCAGCAGAGCAGAAAUAAGCUAUAAGAACCUCAAGGGUUUCUACCUUUAAUGCAGCAUAUGUUCUUUUUU
This is a messenger RNA of Phalaenopsis equestris, 1105 nucleotides long. Its product is annotated as probable inactive purple acid phosphatase 29. The transcript is spliced from 3 exons. NCBI's taxonomy places the organism in Eukaryota, Viridiplantae, Streptophyta, Magnoliopsida, Asparagales, Orchidaceae. The annotation marks the transcript as partial. The record is from RefSeq and is a predicted model, not a curated record. Gene Ontology annotation, molecular function: hydrolase activity, acting on ester bonds. Gene Ontology annotation, cellular component: cytoplasm.